Messenger RNA from Vitis riparia (riverbank grape), 572 nucleotides. RefSeq names its product thioredoxin H-type 2. The transcript has 3 exons. Lineage: Eukaryota; Viridiplantae; Streptophyta; Magnoliopsida; Vitales; Vitaceae. The coding region runs from base 62 to 409 and encodes 115 amino acids. Gene Ontology annotation, molecular function: protein-disulfide reductase activity. The record is from RefSeq and is a predicted model, not a curated record.
GGCAUUUCUUGGGGGCAUCUAUUAGUUGCUUUUCGGUAACUUCUAAAGAGGCAUAGAGAAAAUGGCAGAAGAGGGGCAAGUGAUCGGUGUCCACACUGUGGAGGCAUGGAACGAUCAUCUCCAGAAGUGCAACGAGUCCAACAAGCUGAUUGUUGUUGAUUUCACUGCUUCAUGGUGUGGACCAUGCCGCUUCAUUACACCAUUCCUGGUUGAGCUGGCUAAGAAAAUACCUACUGUCACUUUUCUUAAGGUGGAUGUGGAUGAAUUGAAGUCUGUUGCUACUGAUUGGGCUGUGGAGGCAAUGCCGACUUUCAUGUUUCUGAAACAAGGCAAGAUUGUGGAUAAGGUGGUGGGAGCCAACAAAGAUAGUCUGCAGCAGACUAUUGCUAAGCACAUGGCUACUGCCUAAUAAUGCUUGUCCGUUGCUACUUCGUCUUCAAGGAAAUAAUGCUACUGAGUGUGGACCUUUGUUUUAUAUGGUUUUAGACUGAUACUGGAUCUCAUCAUGUUUUUAUCUCUGUUGUGACAAUAUAACUAAUAAAAUGUUUUUUUGCUAUGCGCAUAUUAUAUUA